Striga hermonthica is the source of this 1377-nucleotide messenger RNA. NCBI's taxonomy places the organism in Eukaryota, Viridiplantae, Streptophyta, Magnoliopsida, Lamiales, Orobanchaceae. The record is from the annotation of a GenBank genome assembly.
AUGGAAACACCUCAAACAACCUCAAAGAAUGCUCAUAUUCUUGCAAUCCCAUUCCCCUUACAAGGCCACAUAAACCCCAUACUCCAAUUCUGCAACCGCCUAUCGUCCAAAGGAGUUCGCGUCACGUUCGUCACCACCGUGUCCGUUAGCAAAACCCUCCAAACGAAACCCAGAGAUCGACACAUCGAAACCGUGCCCGAAUCCACAGCCGUCGAAGCAUCCGAAGGCCUAGACGUGUACGAAAUCUAUAUCCGAAACUUUCGAGCCGCAAUCUCAAGUGGCCUUCCGCGUAUCAUCGACAAAUAUGGCAACUCGGGCUUCCCCGUGAAGGCCGUCGUCUAUGAUUCGGUUAUUCCUUGGGUUCUCGAUAUUGCACACGAGAAAGGAGUGAAAGGGGCCGUGCUUUUCACGCAAUCUUGUACUGUUUGUGCGGUUUCCCACCACGUGCACAAGGGCAGUUUGGUCAUUUCACCGGAUGGCGGCUCCCGAGUGUCGCUGCCGGGGAUGCCUGUUAUGGGGGUGCGGGAUCUGCCGACACUUGCUUACGAUAAGGACUCUUAUCCAACUCUCGCAAGGCUUGUGGUGGAGCAGUUCUCGACCUUUGUAAAGGCCGACUGGCGAUUGUUCAACACGUUUGACAAGCUUGAGGACGAGAUACUAAAAUGGAUGGCGACCAUAUACCCAAUCCAUACAAUCGGUCCAACUGUUCCUUCCAUGUACGCAGACAAGAGAGUGCAAGGAAACUAUGACUACGGGCUCAGCCUCUUCAAGCCCAAAACCGAAUCUUGGUCCGAAUGGCUUGAUGGAAAAGAACCUCGAUCGGUAAUCUAUGUCUCGUUUGGAAGCCUAGCCGAUUUAUCCGAGACACAGAUGGAGGAAAUAGCCCGUGGACUAAUCCUUACCAAAUGCAGCUUCAUAUGGGUAGUUAGAGAGACCGAGCAACACAAGCUCCCUCAAGAUAUCAUCUCUACACCCGAGCUAAGUAAAAAUUGCCUAAUUGUGAACUGGUGCUCUCAACUAGAGAUUUUAUCUCAUCGAGCCGUUGGGUGUUUUGUCACGCACGGCGGUUGGAACUCGACCUUAGAGGCAUUGACUUUGGGGGUGCCUAUGGUGGUUGUGCCACAAUGGACCGACCAAACAACGAAUGCCAAGUUCGUAGGGGAUGUUUGGCGGGUUGGAGUUUGUUGCGAGAAAAAUAGGGAUGGGAUUGUUUCGAGAGAGCAAGUUAGGGAUUGCGUGAAUGAGGUGAUGAAAGGCGAGAGAGGGAUCGAGAUGAGAGGAAAUGUCCGGAAAUGGAAAGAUUUGGCAGUAGAGGCCGUUAAUGAAGGAGGAAGCUCGGAUAAGAACAUUGACGAAAUUGUGAUGGAACUUGUAUAA